AUGGCCACCGAUACGAAAGGGAUGGAAAAAGAGGUGUAUGCGGUGGAUAGUGAUGACAAGGCCGAAGUCGAGUCGCAGACCGAGGUGCUGCGAGCUGCUGGCAUUGGCAUCUCCGAGGAUGAUCCGACUGAGCCGGUCUUGACCCUGCGCAUGUGGGUGCUUGGGGUCGGCUUCUGUAUCGUUGCCAGUGGCCUCAACACCCUGUACACCCUCCGCAAUCCGUCCAUUACGAUCUCAGCCACCGUCGUUCUUCUUCUUGCAUACCCGUUAGGAAAGCUCUGGGAAAAGGUCGUCCCUGCUUGGAACGUGCCUUUGGGAGCUUGGAGUUUCAACCUAAACCCGGGCCCGUUUAAUCAGAAGGAACAUGUCUUGAUUUAUAUGAUGUCGAAUCUGAGUAUUUACGUCCGUCUAGGCGCGGAUGUUCUCACCGAACAACAGAAAUUCUAUGGGUACAGUGCGGGCUGGGGUUUCCAGAUGCUGAUCACAUUUGGAACCUUCCUCAUUGGAUUCUGUCUGGCUGGGUUCUUCCGUGCUCUUGUAGUUGAGCCUCGCGAAUUGGUCUGGCCAGGCGUUCUGAGCUGCACUGCGCUGACGACAACCCUACAUCAGGUGGGCCAGGGGGACGUUCAAGGACUCAACGCAACUUGGAAGAUCUCGCGGUACGGGUUCUUCAGCCUUGCAUUCUGUAUCUCCUUCUGCUGGUACUGGUUCCCGGACUUCAUAUUCCCGGCCCUGAGCUACUUUACUUUCCCUUGUUGGAUCAACCCCAAGAGUACGGUUGUCAAUCAGCUGUUCGGCAUGACAAGUGGCAUGGGACUGUUGCCCAUCACUUUCGAUUGGAGUCAGAUCUCGUAUGUCGGAUCCCCUCUGUUGAUCCCUUCCUGGGCCAUCGUCAACGUCUUCGCCGGUCUGGUCUUUUGGAUUUGGAUCGUGGCGGUCGCAUGCUACUAUUCGAACAUCUGGUAUACCGGCCAUCUGCCCUUCCAGAGCUCGUCGGUGUACGACAACACUGGUGCCGUGUACAAAGCAUCCAAAGUCGUCAGCGCGGCGACUGGAUACAAAUUGGACUUGGCAAAGUACAAGGCUUACUCGCCGGUCUAUACCCCUGUCACCUACGCCCUGAACAUGUUUGGUUUGUCCUUCGCGACACUAAGCUCGCUCCUCGUGUGGACAUUCCUUGAGAAGCGCGAUGUCAUGACAGCUGCGGCUCGAAGAAUCCCCAAGCUGGUCCGCCAGUCCUUCUCCAGCGAACAAGAAGAACUGGAGAAGAUCGGCGCGCAUGCCCGUGUGCCGACGUGGUGGUACCUCUUGACCGCCAUUGUCGCGCUCUUUGUGACUAUAUUUGCCGUGGAGUACUGGCGCGUCGAGCUGCAUUGGUAUGGCGUUCUGCUGGCGUGUGCCGUUGCCAUGGUGUUCUACGGACCGUUGGCUCUGGUGUAUGCGACCUCGAAUUUGAAGAUCAACAUCGAUAUCCUAUGCCGGAUCAUCGCGGGGUUCGUCUUCGAGAACCGCAUCCUCGCCAACAUCUGGUUCUUCGACAUCGGCUACAUCACGACUAUCAAAGGUCUCUACUUCGCCCAGGACAUGAAGCUAGGAGAUUACUGCCACGUCCCACCCCGCAAAGUCUUCUUCGUUCAAGUCGUCGGCAUGAUCGCUGGCACGCUCAGCUCCGUCUGCGUCCUGAACUGGGGCCUCGGCCACAUCGAAGGCGUGUGCACAACAACCGGAGUCAACGGCUUCACCUGCCCCUACUCGCGCACGCACUUCAACACCAGUCUGAUCUGGGGCGCCAUCGGCCCGCGCAAUUUCUUCAACAAUGGCAUCGGCUAUCACCGCCUCCUGUACUUCUUCAUCAUCGGCGCCAUCCUUCCGAUUCCCGUGUACUACCUCCAGCGCCGCUACCCCAACUCCCUGUGGCGCCGGGUCCACGUCCCACUGUUCCUGGGCGGGCUGAACUACCUCCCGCCCGCGACCGGCACCAACUACGGCAGCUGGGCGGUCGUCGGGCUGACCUUCGGCGUGCUCAUCCGCAAGCGCCUGUACCAGUGGUGGUACAAGUAUAACUUUGUGCUCAGCUCGGCGCUGGAUUCGUCGGUCUCCAUCGCCGGCGUGGUCAUCUUCUUUGCUAUCUUCUACAGUGGGGCGUCGGCGCAUUUUAGCUGGUGGGGGACGGAGGUGUAUAAGGAUACGUGCGAUUAUAAGGGGUGUUCGUAUCUGCCGAUUCCGGAGGGGGGCAAGUUUGGAGUUGGGGUGUAA
This is a messenger RNA of Aspergillus fijiensis CBS 313.89, 2256 nucleotides long. RefSeq names its product oligopeptide transporter. Gene Ontology annotation, molecular function: oligopeptide transmembrane transporter activity. Gene Ontology annotation, biological process: transmembrane transport. NCBI's taxonomy places the organism in Eukaryota, Fungi, Ascomycota, Eurotiomycetes, Eurotiales, Aspergillaceae. The record is from RefSeq and is a predicted model, not a curated record. The transcript is spliced from 9 exons. Bases 1 to 2256 code for a protein of 751 amino acids.